Messenger RNA from Trichoderma reesei QM6a, 1038 nucleotides. RefSeq lists its product as uncharacterized. The transcript has 5 exons. NCBI's taxonomy places the organism in Eukaryota, Fungi, Ascomycota, Sordariomycetes, Hypocreales, Hypocreaceae. Gene Ontology annotation, molecular function: dioxygenase activity. The record is from RefSeq and is a predicted model, not a curated record. The coding region runs from base 1 to 1038 and encodes 345 amino acids.
AUGGCCGUCACGGCAGACAUCCCCAUCAUCGACAUAUCAGGAGACCAAGCCGCCGUGGCCCAGCAGCUCGUCGACGCCGCUCACGAGCACGGCUUCAUCUACAUCAGAAACCUCGGGGCUGACAUUUCCCCCGACAGCAUCGAUGGAGCUUUUGCAUUGUCCAAGAAGCUGUUUGAUGCUCCCCUCGCUGAAAAACAGGCGUGCACCAUCCAGACCAACAAUCGCGGCUGGUCUGGCAUGCACUCGGAGACUCUAGAUCCCAAACAUCAAAAGGUCGGAGACUUCAAAGAAGCUUUCAACUUUGGCGAAUUCGUCAAUGGCAAGGCCCAACAGCCUCUCCCACCCACCAUCGCCGGCGACGAGCCCCAAAUCAGCGCCUUUGCAGACUCUUGUCACAAGCUCUGUCGGAAGCUGCUACACCUCCUGGGAAUUGGCCUCGGAGUCGGUGACUUCUUCUCCUCAGCACACAGCACAAACGGCGAAUCCAGCUCCAUCCUGCGCCUCCUCCGCUACCCACCCCCCGAGCAAACUUCCCGCUCCAGCGACGACGUCCGAGCCGGCGCCCACUCCGACUACGGCUCCAUCACCCUGCUCUUCCGCCUCAAAGGCCAGGCUGGCCUGGAACUGCAAAAGAAGGACGGCUCAUGGGCGCCAGUCCCCGUCUGCCCGCCGGGCUCAGAAAACGAUCCCAGCCCCCCUAUUCUCAUCAACAUCGGCGACUUGCUGUCUUACUGGACGAAUGGGCUUUUCAGGAGCACCGUUCAUAGGGUAGUCUUCCCUUCGGAGGAUGGAGGAAGCAAGGUUGAGGGCGAGACGAGCGCGGGACCGCGGUACUCUAUUGCUUUCUUUUGCCAUCCGCGGGGAGCGGUGCCGCUGGAGCCGGUGCCGAGCGAUAGGGUGAGGAAUUAUGUUCCGGAUGCGAGCGCACCGAAUGAGAAUCCGUAUGCGGAGAGGAAGGUUAUGACGGCGAGUGAGCAUCUGUUUAUGAGAUUGAAGGCUAGCUAUGGGACGUUGUAUGAUGAGAAGAAGGAUACGUAA